UCUAAGGUACCACUCCCUAAUCGGCUCCAGCAAGCACGGCCCACCGAGAGGGUUUCUCCCUAAAAUGUUCCGCGCCCAUCCCUCGAGCGUCACUGCACCGAGCUGGUAUCGCUGGUACCGUUCUGUAAUUCACCGUGCACCGUGACACUCCGCCGUUCUCCUCUCUUCCAAACACCAACACACAUUUUGUCGACCCGUGAUCAGCGAACGCAGUCACUCUACGGCGAGCGCUGCCGCGAGCCUAUAGUCGCUCCGCAGCACAGGGCGACGCGGGUUACCCUGUUCGCCGCGUCCCCUCAGCACGCGUCACGCGUCUCGCUGCAGCCCGCGGCGUGAUGGCGGCGUGAGGAGCGGAGGGGAUCGACCCGGCACGAGACGACACGAAAACAGCUGCGGCGCGGCGCAAGGGGCAGCGACGUGCGACUGGUGCGGGCAGUGGCGGCAGGCGAGGCGCGGAGGGGUGUGGGCAGUGGAGGGGAGUUGGGGGGGCAUGGAGUGAGUGCGGGGGCACAUGGAGGGAAGGCGUGCGUCGGUGCCGCUGCUGCUGCUGCUGCUGGUCGCCGCUGCCCUCGCCGCCCUGCUGGCGCUGCUGCGCGCCACCGGCGACCCGUCCUCCCCAGCAGCACUGCUGCACGAGUGGAUCACAGCACCACCGCUGCUACCCGCCUCCCCACUCCACCCGCCGCACCCCUCUGCUGCUGCUGCCCCGCGCCAGCAGCCCCCUGCGCACCCACUGCCGUCGUGCCGUGCGUGCCCCUCGUGCCCCCUCCACUCGGGCUCCUGGACGCCCUGCGCAACCAGUGGGGACGGGGGCGGCCGUUGGGACGGGGACGGCCGUUGGGACAGAGACGGCCGUUGGGACGGGGGUGGUGAUGGGGAGCGCAAUGGGGAGGGGGAUGCGGGGACAGAGAGGGGAGAGCGGGGCCACCAGGGGCAGCAAGGGGGGGAAGCAAGCAGCAGCAGUGACGCGCAUCACUCGGCGCGCUAUUCUCGCUCCUCCUGCCCGCUGCUGCCUCCCAGCAUGGACUGCCGGGUGCCUAGGCGCCCUGCCAGCAUGGCACGCUACGACCACUACUGCUGGCAACCAGAAGGGUGCCACCUGCCGCUCUUAGACCCUGUUGACUUCCUCCACCGCUUCCGCAACCGUGUGAUAGCGUUCAUCGGCGACUCCAUGGCGCAGCAGCACUUCGUCUCGCUCAUGUGCCUCCUCCUCGCCCCGCCUCGCCUCCCCCCCACCACCUCCGCACACAAUACCACCGCCAACCCCAACACCAGCACCACCACCACAAGCGCCAGCAGCAGCACUACCGCGAGCAGCAGCAGCAGCGACGGCGGCGGCGGCGGCAGCAGAAAUAGCGGCAGUGGCGCUUCCCCACCCACCCUUCAUCCUGUGUCUUGGCAGUACAAUCUGAGCUGGGCGGCAGGGUGGCAGGGGUGGAACGGAGGGGCGUACCUGCUGCUCCAGUCCAACACCACCAUCCUGCACAAAUGGACCACCUCGCUCUGCCACAUGGCAGGUGGUGACUGGCGGAACGCAUCGCAGGCACAUGCAGUGCACCUGGACAGGCCGGAUGAGUUCCUGCAGAUGUACCUGCCCCAGAUUGACCUCGUUGUGCUCAACACCGGCCCGCACUGGUCCAGGUGGGAGGUCUCGGACUACCACUGGCUCUUCCACGUCAGCAGCCAGCCUGUCAGCCCUGAGCAGCAGCGCAGGCUAGAAUCCAACCCAGCAGUUGGCGCGUACGUGGCCCUGCGCACCACCAUUGGCUGGAUCUUGACGCAUGGGAGGAGGGGAGGCGGGGAAGGGGGGGAUGGGGAUGGGGCAGGAGAGGCAGGGAGUGAUGCAGACGUUGAGGGCAAAGGGACAAACAGUGGGCAUGGAAAUGGUGCUUUUAUCAAGGGGGGCAAGGAGGCAGUUGCGGGCACAGCGGGCAGUGAAGGGGUGUGUGGUGCGCGCAGGGGGCAAGGGCGGGUGCCCAUGGUGGUGGUGCUGGGGCAGCCUUCGGUGCACAUGACGGGCGGGGGCGAUGCACACACCGCGUGCCAUGCACUGCCGCCAUUCCUAACAGCCAGGGAGGUCGAACAGCAUUCAUUUCUGUCCCGGGACUUGACUGCAGAAGCAGCAGUGGCAGACGCCAAUGUGGCAUUCACAGGAGCAGCAGCAGCAGCAGCAGCAGCAGCAGCAGCAGCAGCAGACGGAGAAGCAGCAACAGUCAGUGAACCGGCAGCAGCCUCAGAACCAACCCCUCUUGACAUCUCCACUCCAAUCCCCGACUCCCUGCCUUCUCCUCGCCCCCCCUCACUGCCAUCCUCCAUCCCCGUGUGGCUGCUCAACAUCACGGGCCUCACGUCCAUGCGCCCCCACGCGCACAAGUCCAAGUGGUUUGGGGGCAGCAGCAGUGAGGACAGGGAGCAGGGGGACUGUGUGCACUGGUGCCUGCCGGGCGUGCCCGACUCGUGGAACGACCUGCUCUAUGCGCACGUGGUGCGCAGCGGAUGGUUUCCUGCCAGUGAUUCCAAUUGACCACGUGAUAGUGGGUGGAUCUCUACUCUAGGUGUUUGUCCUUCUGAUGCUGCCAAUGUGUGCACUCAAUUCGACGGUGUCAGCAUAAUGGAAGAGCUUAGUAUUGGGUCCAUUCGGAUCAUGCAGCACCUUGU
Messenger RNA from Closterium sp. NIES-67, 2658 nucleotides. The record is from the annotation of a GenBank genome assembly. Lineage: Eukaryota; Viridiplantae; Streptophyta; Zygnematophyceae; Desmidiales; Closteriaceae.